AUGGAGCUUGCGCUGAUCCCCUCAGGAGUGAUGUUGGCUGGGAGCAUUUUCACUGUCCUCCUCCCCGAGCCACCACCGAAGAUGAUCGCACACGCCCUUCAGCAUCUGGCAGCCGGCAUCGUCCUCUGCGCCAUCUCGACCGAGCUGGUCUCUUCGAUUCCACCCCUAUCACAAGCUGACGACAGUCAGAGUAUUAUUGGAUUGAUCUUGGGGUUCUGUCUUGGGGUUGCAACAAUGAUUAGUCUGUCCAUAUUCUUGGAGCCAGACGAGGACGAGGAGGCGCCGAUCUCAGAGCCGGAAGGGAUCGAUGAGCAGGAGCCGCUGAUGAGGAACUCGGACGCGGAUUUCGUCAAUGACGACGCUCCUCUGAAUGAUUACUCAGACCGCACGGCGGGGGAGAUGGAGCUCCGGUGUGUUGGGCGGGCGGCAGUCCCGCAAGGAAGGUGUGUCUACAUCGACUCGGUCAUGGACGGACUUCUAGUUGGGAUCUCUCUCAUAGCCGGCAAGAGCGCGGGGCUCUUCAUGGCGGUCGCUCUUUGUGUCGAGAUGGGAUUUCUCGGGCUCACCUUUGCGGCCGCGUGCACGGGGCAGCCGAAGUACAGGGCAGUCCCCGCGGUCGUAGCUGGUCCUCUUUUCCUCAUGUGUGGCUCUUGCAUCGGCGGCCUGCUGGCCAACGCUCUAGCUGCUAACCUGGCGGCGCUGAUAGCAUGCACAUCCUUCGGAGUGGCAGCUCUGCUUUAUAUGGUGUGCGAAGAGCUUCUAGUCUCCGCACAUGAGGAAGGGGACGAGCACGUUUGGUGGGUUGACCUUCAGGUAUUCGUGGGUUUUUUGCUGGCACUUCUGUUGGACAAGGCUGUUCAAAGGAAAGGCACAUGA
Messenger RNA from Guillardia theta CCMP2712, 876 nucleotides. RefSeq lists its product as hypothetical. Bases 1 to 876 code for a protein of 291 amino acids. The transcript is spliced from 11 exons. Lineage: Eukaryota; Cryptophyceae; Pyrenomonadales; Geminigeraceae. The record is from RefSeq and is a predicted model, not a curated record.